AAAUGCUUGGAAAUUGAAAUCACGUUUUAUGAAAAUCAGUAAACGCACAAAGGUUUAGGGCACUGAACUCAAGUGAAGUGGCGACAAACACCGCACUUCAACGGCUGGCACCGAGCCAGGACCACACCGGUGGGUUCCAGUAGAGAGAAGCUCUCAAAAGCACUUCUGGCUUGUAUCCAAACAGGCCCAUAAUAAUAAUAACAAUAAUAUAUUUGUUCUGCUGAGAAAAGGAACCGCACCUGCUAAUUUGAAUUUGUGUGGUUCUAUAAGGCUACAUCUAUAUGGAAUCCCAAUUAGUUGAUGGUAAUGAUGAUAUGGGAGUUUCUGGGGAUGUGGGUUUGAGUACGUAUGAAGUUCAGAUGCAUCAAGAAACAUAUGAAGUGGAUCCAAAUGAGGAGUGUAGAGUACUAGAGAGUUCUUCUGGGGGAGAGGUGGGUAUCUGCGAUGAUCAUGCUAUUCAGGAACCAUAUGAAGGCAUGGAAUUUGAAUCUGAAGAUGCUGCUAAGAUAUUCUAUGAUGAAUAUGCCCGGCGUUUAGGAUUUGUUAUGCGUGUGAUGUCUUGUCGACGCUCAGAAAGGGAUGGUAGGAUUCUUGCCCGCAGACUUGGAUGUAAUAAAGAGGGUUAUUGUGUCAGCAUCCGAGGGAAAUUUGCAUCAGUUCGUAAACCUAGGGCCAGCACAAGGGAAGGUUGUAAGGCAAUGAUUCAUAUCAAAUAUAAUAAGUCUGGAAAAUGGGUGAUAACAAAGUUUGUGAAGGAUCAUAAUCAUCCAUUAGUAGUCUCUCCACGUGAAGCACGCCAAACAAUGGAUGAAAAGGAUAAGAAAAUUCAGGAAUUAACAGCAGAGCUUCGGCAUAAAAAACGGUUGUGUGCAACAUAUCAAGAACAGUUGACUUCUUUUAUGAAAAUUGUUGAAGAGCACAAUGAAAAGCUAUCUGCCAAAAUUCAUCAUGUAGUUAAUAAUCUUAAAGAAUUUGAAUCCAUAGAAGAGCUUUUGCACCAGACAUAGCAGUGCAUCAUGUCGCGGUGUGACCACUAAAACGUGUCAUGUUCAAAGAAUGAUCCUUUAAUCCUUCAUGAAUUGCAUAUGCUGAUUCAGUGAAUACUUUGGUAAGGCUAGCCUAUUUUUUCGGAGAACUGAUAAGGCUAGCUUUGCCACAAAGAGAAGGCCACCACACACACACACACACAUAUAAACUGUGAAGUUAUAUAGGUUGUCAUAGUGCUUAAAAGCUAAAAGAGGUUUUUAUGACAUUUUGGCAACUGACACAAACUAGUUACGCCCCUUUAAGCCUAAGGGUACGAUGUAAUCUUGUAUCAUUAUUGUACUCCCCUAAUUUUACAGAACAAAAUGUAAACAACAAUAAUAUUGUAACUUGCUUAGUUUGAAACUGCUGUCAGCUAAAUAUUAUUGUUUAUAGGAGAAAUGUGUUGGAAUGUUUUAUCACGCGAGAAA
Messenger RNA from Glycine soja, 1454 nucleotides. Its product is annotated as protein FAR1-RELATED SEQUENCE 5-like. The coding region runs from base 282 to 1007 and encodes 241 amino acids. The transcript has 6 exons. The record is from RefSeq and is a predicted model, not a curated record. NCBI's taxonomy places the organism in Eukaryota, Viridiplantae, Streptophyta, Magnoliopsida, Fabales, Fabaceae.